Messenger RNA from Cricetulus griseus (Chinese hamster), 2520 nucleotides. The record is from RefSeq and is a predicted model, not a curated record. Lineage: Eukaryota; Metazoa; Chordata; Mammalia; Rodentia; Cricetidae.
CCUACAUCGUUUUGCUUACCACCCCCACCGCACUCAAAGUAGACAGCAUUGCAGCUUGGAUACAUGCUUCUCAUGUAAAGCCAGCCCGACCCACCGAUUCAGCCACUGCAUCGGAAUGGACUGCGCACUGCACUCAAAAUCCUUUAAAGAUAAGACUCUCUCGUACACCCUCCUAUUGAUUGUUUGUCUGUUUAUCCCCCAUGUAGCAACCAGCCCCUAUACCAUUCAUGCGUUAACCUGGCAGGUACUUUCCCAGUCAGGGGAGGUCAUUUAUGAGACCACCAAAAACCAUGCCCUUGGUGUAUGGUGGCCUACAUUGACACCCGAUUUCUGUGACUUGGUCGCUGGUCUAGACACCUGGGACAUCUCACACUGUUACCCUAAGGCUUGUAGCAACGAAAACGAUUUGCCACGAUUUCGCAGGUCACUCCAAAGUUCGAGAGACACCACUCCUGGAUGUAGCAGUCAACAGGCCAAAGACCAACUGUCGGGUAGUGACUUUUAUGUCUGUCCCAGAGACGGACGGGCCUGGAAGAAGACUCAGACUUGUGGGGGUUAUGAACAGUUUUUCUGUGCCACUUGGGGAUGUGAAACGACAGGGGAUGCUUACUGGAAGCCUUCAUCCUCAUGGGACAAGAUUCAAGUAACCAGAGGAUGGCAAAAGGGCUCCACCGGCACCACCUCUAUGCCUCUCCUUAUUUCCUUUACGGAUGAGGGUAAGAAAGCAACAGAAUGGCAGAACGGAUAUGCUUGGGGCCUUCGCUGGUACCUGUCGGGACCAGACCGGGGGGCCAUCUUUAAAAUUAGACUCAAAGUAAAAACUAUCACCAAAACCAUGGGCCCAAACCCAGUUCUGGCAGACCAGAAACCCCCCACCAAGCCUCAUGGGUCUCGGCCCCAUAGGCCUCUAUCCCAUCUCCCACCCUCAUCAACACCCUCAUCCAAUACUGCCACCCUUACUCUUACGACUCCAGUUCACACCCCCACCUCCCCAUAUCCAGGGACAAGGGACAGAUUACUUGAACUAAUACAAGGGGCUUACUUGGCCCUCAAUUCCUCAGACCCCAACAAGACUCAGGAAUGCUGGCUAUGCCUAGUUUCCCGGCCCCCAUAUUAUGAAGGCAUAGCAGUACUGGGCAACUACUCUAACCAGACCUCAGCGCCUACCAGUUGUGGAGCUGCCAUGCAGCACAAGCUCACAAUGUCUGAGGUCUCAGGAAAGGGGCUAUGCAUAGGCAGGGUUCCUCCCUCACAUCAAGAGUUAUGUAACCAAACAGAGCCAUUAUCUCAGGACAGCCGAUACCUUGUUGCCCCUUAUGGAACUUAUUGGGCUUGCAGUACUGGUUUGACACCCUGCGUCUCUACCACUGUCCUCAAUGCCACCAUUGACUUUUGUAUAUUGACAGAACUUUGGCCCAAAGUCACAUACCACCAACCUGAGUAUGUUUACAGCGUACUAGAGAAAUCAACCCGACAUCAGAGGGAGCCAAUGUCCUUAACCGUGGCCCUAUUAUUAGGAGGAAUAACAAUGGGGGGUAUAGCAGCUGGAAGAGGGACCAGUACGGUUGCCUUGCAGGAAACUAGUUAUUUCAAACUUCUACAACAAGCCAUGCAUACAGAUAUCCAGGCCCUAGAAGAGUCAGUCAGCGCACUCGAGAAAUCCUUAACAUCACUCUCUGAGGUAGUCCUGCAGAACAGACGAGAGUUAGAUUUAUUAUUUCUACAGGAACGGGGACUAUGUGCUGCCCUCAAGGAAGAAUGCUGCUUUUAUGCAGACCACACAGGAAUAGUUAGGGACAGCAUGGCCAAACUUAGAGAAAGACUUAAGCAGAGGCAACAACUAUUUGAGUCUCAACAGGGAUGGUUCGAAGGAUGGUUCGCUAAGUCCCCCUGGUUCACUACCCUUAUAUCCAUUCUCAUGGGACCUCUGAUUAUUCUAUUUUUAAUCCUUAUAUUUGGUACCUGCAUUCUAAAUAAGAUGACUCAAUUCAUCAGAGAACGACUAUCUGUCAUACAGGCCUUAGUCUUAACUCAACAAUACCAUCAGCUAAAGCAAAUAGAUCCAGAAUAUCCAGAGACCUCUGAAUGAAAGAUUCCAUUCAGUUACAAGAGAAAUGGGGGAAUGAAAGACCACUGCCCCUUAAGCUCUCUCUCUCUCUCUCUUGGGCUAGCUAAAUUACAGACCAAGAGACCAAGACCACCCAGAACCAUUUCUGAGAAUAGAAGGUCAGGGCGUUAUGACUACUUGUUUGCCACACAGGAUAUCUGUGGUCAGCCAUCUGGACGCGGAGGGAGGAACUACCGGGUCUGUUGUAACCACUGUGUACCCAAGAUAGAGCCAAGUCAGCUUCGUCUGAUUACCAGACCUUGAGAACUUGCUAACCUGAAAUAACUCUGUGCCUCAUUUGAAUUGUCCAAUAGAAUCCCUGUAACUAUGCUUUUCGCUUCUGUACUAUGCUUUUUGCUAUAUAAGGACCCCUCUCCCUUGGCUCGGUGCGCUUGGCCUCACAGAAGCUAAGU